Molecule: messenger RNA, 1559 nt
Organism: Micromonas commoda
Lineage: Eukaryota; Viridiplantae; Chlorophyta; Mamiellophyceae; Mamiellales; Mamiellaceae
Gene: TAF4
Product: TFIID component
Exons: 15
Coding region: 60-1217 (385 amino acids)
Biological process (GO): transcription initiation at RNA polymerase II promoter
Cellular component (GO): transcription factor TFIID complex
Molecular function (GO): RNA polymerase II general transcription initiation factor activity; DNA binding
Source: RefSeq, a predicted model, not a curated record
AACGGGCUUCGUGCCGAAAAGAACAACGCAACAACCCAAUUAUAAACUGCACGUCUCAGAUGCAGUUGACGGACAAGGGUCUAAGAACGGGUGCCCCUGGACGUUACGGCCUCGUACAUUUUUUAACUUGGUGUCAGCCUCGUUGCUCUUCAAAGAGUUCGAAUGACCUGAAAAAGAUAUACAUGAAGUGCAAGGAAAAUUAUUGUCCUCCUGUUGAAUUUUUGUACCUGGCGGCAGAUGUGAUAGAGAAGCCAGGGCUUGUGAAGGCAAUGGUGGGAAAUAGAUCACUCGCAAUCCAGAGCGAGCUAUUGAUGCCAGGUGCCACGGGCGAGCAAGCACAUAUAUAUAAAACCAACGCCCCUGACCAUCGCGCUUUUGAAGAUGCCUCAAUUUUUACAAAGCCAGAAAAGAAUUUCCCGGAAGCUGAUGACGUAUUGACACUUGCUGGCGUCGAUCCGAACGAUGAAGCAAGGCUCAUGCUGGCACAAGGAUCACACGAUGACCAAAGCUUCCACGGAAGAAGAGCAAAGAAGAACUCGUCAAGAAAGUUGACCGAGCUGUGCAUAUUCGCUCGAGUCAUUGGUCAGCUUCCGCGUUCGGGAAUCUGCAAAGUAGAUAACAAGGCUUAUGACUUACUUGAAGAAGCGCUUCAAAUUCACUUGAGGUGCUUGAUUAUGAAAAUCUUUAACCGUGCUCUUCAAAGAAACGACUCGAAACCAAGCGUACUCGGACGAAGCAACACUCACUCUGAACCUAAGCAGAGGAUUCGCCAGAUAAAUGUUGACGCAGAAGUACAGAAGCGAGAACGCGUUGAUAUUGAGCGAAAGGCCCUGCUAAGGGUUGGGGAGUCUAUUUUGAGCAAGAGGAGGACUCGUGCCGGAGAUGACAGUCACCUUAAGGAAAAGGUCGCAAGAAUUCGUCAAGAAGAGGAAGAACGUAUUCGGGCAACCAUAGCGAACGACGCGGCGCGCAGUGCACUCGGCGAUGCAAAAUACUUGAAGUGGUUUGUAUCGUCCGGGGGCAAAGAAGCGGACCGUGAGUCACAGAGAAAACCUUCUCGAGAGCUGACUUGCAAGCAGAAUGAUGAGAAAGAUUCGGAGAUUCGCUUCCUCAAAAGGUCGAUGGAUGGACGAGGCGCAAGGGCAAAUUGGACUGUUUCCCUAAAAGAUUGCCGCGAUGUGAUAGGCGAUGAAUACAAGCGGUUCGAGGCUGCCUAAUGUUUUUCUUAACGAUCGGAAGCCUGACACAUGUGCACGCGGAUUGAAAUGACUUUCUCUUCAUUCAAUAUGCAGACAAACAAAUGAAUUCGCCACUGCAAAAUAUGCACUUCGCCGGUAAACUAUGAACAUGACCGUCUCAUAUAUAUUUUUUGGGCAAGCCUGUAGUGCCCAGUCUGCGGUGCCUAGUCCCCGUUGUACCUAGAUGACAGUCCCGUCAGGGAUAGUGGCAUUUCGAAGUAUUGUCACGAUCCCUGAACGGAUGUAUAUUCCGUUUUCUUCAUCUUCAAGGUCUUCAACUCCAGCGGCAUUUGUAAUGAUGCAGUUUUUGCCAAUUCGUGC